GAAGAGCUUGGGGAACAGGAGAGCACAAAAAUCUCUGAAGCUACUUAGGUGUGGAGGAAAAAUGAAGCUGACUCUGGUGCAGAUCUUCUUUAUGAUGUUGCUGCUCCUGCUGGGCCUGGGACUUGGCCUGGGGUUGGGGCUGCAGAUGGCUGCAGCAGUCCUACAGGAGAGUGAUCAGACCCUGAGUGAGCUGUGGUCCAGUGACUCCGAGGACAAGACCAAGGCCACUCAAGGAGAGGGCAGCCAAACUACAGAAACCUUGCUGGUUAGCAACAAAGGAGUGGUACAACCGGCCUGGUCUGAAGACACCGUCCUCGGGGAAGACGAAGUUCAGGGAAGCAAGAUGCUCAGAGCUGAGCCUCUCCUUCCCAGCCACAAAGACGACCUUAGGUCUGACCUGAUGACCAGGGAGUGCAACAGCCUGAUGUCACACAAGCUGAAGGAACACAACCGCACGUGCAUAAGCCAGUACACGUUCAUCCACGAGGAUCUGGAUACAGUCAAGGCUGUCUGUAACAGUCCUCCAGUUGCCUGUGAGCUCAAGGGGGGCAAAUGCCACAGAAGCUCCCGUCCUUUUGACUUGACACUCUGCAGGCUGUCCAAACCAGGCCAGGUUCCUCCUCACUGCAAUUACCUCACUGUCAUUUUUGAAAAGUAUAUUAUUAUAUCCUGUAAUGACUCGAAGUUCCAGAUAACGUCUGGACAAUGAAACGACUUAUCUUCUUCAUCCUUCCUCUUCACCCUUCUCCUCUUUCUCUUCCUUCUCACUUCUCUCUCCUACUGGUUUCCUCCUCCCUGGUGUUCUGCAUAAAAAGGUUCUGGGAAGAGAGGCUGGCCUCCUCUGGAUCAUUCUCCCCUGAGAACACAGUGCUUCUUUUCCCCUAGGUUUCACCCAACUUGCAGUUAGUUCCUAGGGCUAGAAGUGAAAGAAUAGGAUAACGAUCUGUAGUGUCUCUAGGUCUUCCCGUCUGCCCUGCCCUGGGAGGAGAUAAGUGUAAGAACAGCUCUAGUUUCUGUGGUGACUCUGGUCAUCAGCCUGUUUCCCAGUCCCUUUGUCUUUGGGUGUGGACUGUAAGAGGUUGAGGCAUCCUCCACCCACAUCCUUCCCUGCAGCCACCAUCACAGGAACCUCCUGGGCUUUCCACAUGCACCUGUGAGCUGUGGAUGGAAAUGAGUGACUCAAGCU
Lontra canadensis (Northern American river otter) is the source of this 1186-nucleotide messenger RNA. RefSeq names its product ribonuclease A family member 10 (inactive) (gene RNASE10). Bases 62 to 709 code for a protein of 215 amino acids. Gene Ontology annotation, molecular function: nucleic acid binding. The transcript is spliced from 2 exons. The record is from RefSeq and is a predicted model, not a curated record. Lineage: Eukaryota; Metazoa; Chordata; Mammalia; Carnivora; Mustelidae.